CAACACGAAGAAGAUCUUGGCGUAUCUGGGGAUCAAGCCAGCUUCAACUCCUAGCUCCUCGAGGCCGGAGGUCUAGUUGCAUGCCUCUGUUUUUCUUUCUGUUUCUUUUGCUUCUGUCGCCAAAGUAGUCAUUUGGCGACACGUACUUUCUUAACUCCACUGUAAUGCCCUUGUAUUUAUUCCAAGAGAUUAAUGAAGACUUCUAUCUUUGCUUGUUGUUUGAUGUUGUUUUGUUUAUUUUUCAGUUGAUAUUUGAUAACUAUACUCCAUCUUCUGCUCCUUCCAAUGUUUCGCCUUCUUCUUCCCGCGCGAGGAAAGCUUUUGGUGAUACCGCUCCUGUCGACGAUACCUUGUCGCAAGAACUGGAUGAACUUCGGCAACAACUUCAGUAUGCGAAGAAGCAAACACUUGUGAUGAUGGAGCAAUCUCGUAAGUCAUCUGAAGCCGAAAAAAUUGCUCUUCAACAAGCUCGCGAGGCCGUAGCUGCUAAGGAAAUUGCUGCUUCCGAGGCUGAAAAGGCGACUAUUCGAGAAAAUUUCAUGCUCGAAUUAAUGAAUGAAGCCAGUGCAGAUAUGUCGGGUGCCUUUACUGAUGCUGCUGCCGAGGAAGAGAGGGUGAAUGCUAGGACAACCCUCCUUGUUAAUCUCUCCUUGGACCAUGGUUCUUUGUUUUGGGCUACCCCGGAAAGGACCCGCCAAAUUGUCAGAUUUCAAGAUCGCGCCUCUCAAACUCGCGAUUUCCUCGACUUCUGUACCAAGACCUUGUCCAUGGUUUACAACUCCAUGUUUCCUCGGAACGUCCAACCAAAAACUCUUCCUGAAUUGAUGGAAAGGUUCAAGGAUGCUCGCAGUAUCCAUGAUUUUGUCAAAGCUCAACUAGUAGCUGGCGCCAGAUUUGCUCUUAUCAUGCUCCAAAUCUGCCACUCGAAGCUUGACCUUACCCAGGUUGUCGAGAAGGUUCACCAAAAGGUAAAACGUCGGAGAGUUGGUGUUGACAGGAUUAACACGAAGGUUACGCCUAUAGCCGAAGAAAUGAUUGAGGACCUACUUCGGAUGGAUGUCAUUAUCUGUCCAGCAUUCAUGGUGCGGGUGCUGGUCCACCAGGCUCGAGCUGGUCCUGCCAAGUAA
Messenger RNA from Lolium perenne, 1127 nucleotides. The record is from RefSeq and is a predicted model, not a curated record. NCBI's taxonomy places the organism in Eukaryota, Viridiplantae, Streptophyta, Magnoliopsida, Poales, Poaceae.